AUGCAAAAUUCACCAUUUGUUCCAGGCAAGUCCAGUUGGAUAUGGACGCCGAAUUUCGAUGAUUCAGCGGCCAAGGGACAAUUUGUUUUGUUUCGGAAGACCUUUGAGCUCGAAAGGGAGCCGGCAUCAGAAGUCCUCUUGCAUGUGUCAGCUGAUACUCGCUUUCGCUUGUAUCUAAAUGGAGUGAGCGUCGGCUUCGGGCCGGCCAAGAGCUAUCUUUCCCGGUGGUAUUACGACACGAUAAACAUAGCCGGACAUCUCAAACAAGGCUCAAAUGUAUUGGCAGCGAGAGUUUUGCGCUUCUCAAGUAGCCAUGAUGGCUGCCUUAGCAUGAUCAGGAGCCCAUUUCCAGGCUUCAUUCUAAGCUGCGAAGUUGGGGACCUCAAUCUCGGUACCGAUUAUGGGUGGAAAACAUGCAAGGAUACUGCAACAAGUCUAGUUCCAGAUGAAGACUGGGAUUACAGGCUGGGACCUCAAUUUCUCAGCCUAAAUGAAAAUGUGGAUGGCAGCAAGCUGCAAAAUGGCUGGCAACUGGCAGGAUUCGAUGACAGUACCUGGCCUGCCGCGAUACCCGCAACACCUCAACGAAAAAUGUCUCCCAUGGUCGAUCCUUGGCGAUUGUUCCCCAGAGGCAUACCAGUUUUGCCAGAAAACACCACUCGCUUCGAUGGUGUCGUGAGAUGUUCAGACCCAGCGUCGGCCGAAGAGUGGAGACAGCUGCUUUCAGGAAACGCUGCGGUCAGCGUUCCUGCGAACUCAUCACACUGGGUUGAGAUCGAGACAAGUGAGUUGACAACUGGAUUCAUAGACCUCCUUAUGACUUCCAAUGAAUUCGACAACAAUACAUCGGCGCCAAGAGUCGAGAUACUCUGUUCCGAAUGCUAUGAAGCUCCGAUGGAAUCAGUCACUAGCCGCGUUAAAAAUGACAGAACUGAUUAUAACAAUGGAAUCUUGUAUGGGAUGAAGGACACAUACGCCCUUCACAAGGGAUCCAACCAUUAUUCUCCUUUCUGGUUCCGCACUUUCCGCUACAUUCGCCUUACCGUCACGACAACCGGAUCCAGUGCUCCAGUCAGCAUUGAUUCUCUCACUUUCCGCUCAACACACUACCCCCUCGAAAUACGAACCAAGAUUCAAACAUCAGAUACCCUGACCCGCAAGCUCUGGGACAUAAGUGUCAAUACCCUGCGCAAUUGCAUGCAUGAAACAUACGAAGACUGUCCUUUCUACGAGCAGAAUCAGUUCGCCAUGGACACACGCAGCAUGAUCCUGUUCACGUACCUCCUCUCCCGCGACGAUUGCCUGGCCCGCAAAGCGAUGCAAGAAUUCUACGCCACCCGACGCGAGGACGGCCUGAUUGAGACUCAUGCCCCGUGUCCUGGGCGAGCUACAAACAUUCCCACCUUCUCGCUGUUCUGGGUACUGAUGGUCUGGGACCACAUGGUGCACUUCGGAGACGAAGCACUGGUCAGGAGCUACUUGGGAGCCGUUGACGGUGUGUUGAACUACUUCCACCAGCGAGUCAAUCCAGUUACCGGCCUUGUCGGCCAAUUUGAUCAAGACACUUGGGCUUUUGUGGACUGGGCUGAAGGAUGGGCGACACCGUCGAAGGGCUUUUGGGGCCUCGCUGUGCCACCGGCAUAUUACAAAACCGGAUCGGCGACGUACCACUCUCUUGUCUAUGCUUACGUCUUGUCCAGAGCAAGCGAGUUGUGCUGCUUCCUGGGAAGAUAUGACACAGCUGAAGAGUACACUCGAAGACGCGAUGAACUCAUUGAGGCAGUCAGAAAGCACUGUUUCGAUAGGGAAACCGGUUUCUUCCUCGAUGGGCCUGGAACAAAUGGCGAAGUCAGCCAACACUGCCAGAUCUUUGCGGUCUUAGCAGGAUGUGUCAGCGGCGAGGACGCCAAGGUGCUCUUGAGGCGAUCAAUUCUUCAGAGAGAACAAUAUGGUCUUGUCAAGGCGAGCUUUGCUUUGGGAUUCUACAUGUUCAGGGCCGUCAGCCUCGCCGAUGUUUACGAAGAGUGCUGGUCUACGUUGAUUCAGCCGUGGGAGAGGAUGAUUGCCGACAACUUGACGACUUGGGCUGAAAGCGAGAGCAUGAUGCGGAGCGACUGCCAUGGUUGGAGUGCCACUCCGGUGUGGGAAAUUGGGACUGAGAUUCUUGGGGUGAAGCUAAGAAGCCAGAAGUACAUCGACCACGUGCUUGGCAAAGGCACACUUGAUAUCGAAGACAAGAAAGGCCAAUCUGGCACUCAGAUUGUGCCCCGGAAGAGUCUCGUCCGCGGUCACAUCAGCGCUGAUGUUCUCGUUGGAGAUGGACAGGAUGACUUGGUGCACGUCGAGAUCUCCGAAGGCUUGGAAUAA
Messenger RNA from Diaporthe amygdali, 2367 nucleotides. Its product is annotated as Six-hairpin glycosidase-like protein. The transcript has 2 exons. The record is from RefSeq and is a predicted model, not a curated record. Gene Ontology annotation, biological process: carbohydrate metabolic process. Bases 1 to 2367 code for a protein of 788 amino acids. Lineage: Eukaryota; Fungi; Ascomycota; Sordariomycetes; Diaporthales; Diaporthaceae.